ACCAGUCUCAGCGGUGUUCAACGCUUGUUUUCUGAUGAUGGCAGGGCAUCUGGAGCUUGAGAUCGGAGCGCGUCAAGUGAGUGCGCCUGCAGCAGCAAUCCAACAAGUGGACGUAUGAAUUUGCUGAAAGCAAGCUUAAACAAGGCUAUCAGAGCACUUAUAGCAUCAUUUAUCGUAACGAAUACCGGUUUAGAUUAGAGAGAAACAUCCUCCGCUACCUGAUGUGAGGCUCAUUUUAACCAAUCAUGGUGAAGCGGUCAACGCAUUUGCGCGCAACGUGCACUUUUCAAAUGGCUUUAUUGUUCUGAACACUUACAACUGAACUGCAGUAAGGUAAGACAGCCUCAGCAUUUAUUCUGCUCUUCAUUUAUUGACCCAAAGGAGGAUUAAGGCAAACACAUUGAGGAAUUCACCGCAUUUCCCAUCACCAUGCUCUCAAUCCAUGGACACUCUGCUCCGUUCCAUAUGUGAGCACGCAAGGGAAGCUGGAAUCAUCUCCAUAGACAUUUCUUUAUGACGAGGGUGGAGGUGGGAGAAAAAGAUUGCAGUCAUGCCGAUGCAUCCAGUCACCUCUACGCUGAUGUACCGGGGCAUCUGCACUAUCCCCGACAUCCUCUCCUACAGCGCCCCGGUAAACCUGCCCGAAGACGAGGUUGAAGAGAUUCGAGAGGCCUUCAAGGUGUUUGAUCGAGAUGGAAAUGGGUUUAUCUCAAAGCAGGAGCUGGGAAUGGCCAUGCGCUCCCUGGGCUACAUGCCAAACGAGGUGGAGCUGGAGGUCAUCAUCCAAAGACUUGACAUGGAUGGUGAUGGCCAGGUGGACUUUGAGGAGUUUGUAACUCUUUUAGGUCCAAAGCUGACAGCAGCAGGGGUGCCAGACAAGUUCAACGGAACUGAUUUUGACUCAGUUUUUUGGAAGUGUGACAUGCAGAAAUUGACAGUUGAGGAGCUGAAGAGGCUUUUGUAUGACACGUUCUGUGAUCACCUAUCGAUGAAAGAUAUAGAAAAUAUCAUUAUGACCGAGGAGAACCACAUAGAGAACCCAGAGGAAUACCAGGUGGAUAUUGACACCUCCAGCCCAACCCAGCAAGUCAAGCAAACCUGUGUGCGCAAGAGCUUGAUAUGCGCCUUUGCCAUUGCUUUCAUCAUCAGUGUCAUGCUUAUUGCAGCCAAUCAAGUGCUGCGAAGUGGCAUGAAGUAAGACCUGGGGAACAAUAGUGUCCUUGAUUUCACCCUAAUGGCUACGAUACAUAAAAACUAAAGAAAAAGUUAAAAUAUUGAGAAGAGUGACAAUCACAGAACUGUAAACCAUGCCGAAAAAUAACUUCAGUGUAACUGGACCCACCAAUGACUCUGAUUACUUGGAUUUGUCUCAGUAAAGACAAAAAGAUACCUUGAAAAACACGAGGACACCAUACACAAACAGAUGGAAAUGUGUAAAGUACACCUAACAAUACAUAUCAUUCGCCAGGAUAUUAUGACUAUUCAUCAGCAGUGUGCAAUGAGUAGCGUUAUAUUGUUGUGUGCAUUAAUGAGAGAAAUGUGUUGGCAAUCUUGUUUUGUAUUUGUUCAGUGUACCAUGGUUUGUCAUGGAAAAAAACAGAGUCUCUGAAAAUCUUUCGGAUCAUUGGAAGAAAGGUAUUACAGAGGCUGAAAGGGGUUAAGUUCAAUCUCUGAAGUGAAAGUUGUGGGGUGGUUCCACAUUGUUCAAAAUCAGCUGAGAAUAAGAAUCACAAGGCAAGAUCAAAGAUCAUGGAGAGGGUUUGCUGGAAGGUAGCAGUGUGUAUGGAUUUUUCAUUUACAGUCAGCUCGGCUUCAAUUUAAACUCAACAGAGAAGAGUUUAGAAGGUGAACAGACAUGACUGAACGGACAGUUGACUAGCCAAAAACCUGCGGGACAUACAGCAAACUCUUGACACACUCCUCUUCGGAGGCCUCAAAUGAGUACUAUCAUCUAUGCAUGAAAUGCAUGGAUUUAAACAAUUGUCUUGGUACAUUUGUAACAUUUCUUGAUGAUAUAUGAAUCAUCAUCACUGUGCUGUUUCCAAUGAAUAAGGUAAAACUGUGAGCAACGUGGUGAAAAGAUGAUGGCAGCUGAAUGAAAGUAGGUAAUUCACCUGGAUAAAAAAAAAAAAAAAAAAAACUUAGGACAGGUUAGUUAAAAAAAAAUAUCUGGUGGAAUU
Messenger RNA from Cyprinodon tularosa, 2180 nucleotides. RefSeq names its product calcium-binding protein 7 (gene cabp7a). Gene Ontology annotation, molecular function: calcium ion binding. Bases 551 to 1198 code for a protein of 215 amino acids. The record is from RefSeq and is a predicted model, not a curated record. The transcript is spliced from 5 exons. NCBI's taxonomy places the organism in Eukaryota, Metazoa, Chordata, Actinopteri, Cyprinodontiformes, Cyprinodontidae.